Messenger RNA from Mugil cephalus (flathead mullet), 625 nucleotides. It is a transcript of the gene hbae5, whose product is annotated as hemoglobin, alpha embryonic 5. Gene Ontology annotation, cellular component: blood microparticle; haptoglobin-hemoglobin complex; hemoglobin complex. Gene Ontology annotation, molecular function: oxygen binding; organic acid binding; oxygen carrier activity. Gene Ontology annotation, biological process: oxygen transport; hydrogen peroxide catabolic process. The transcript is spliced from 3 exons. Bases 73 to 504 code for a protein of 143 amino acids. NCBI's taxonomy places the organism in Eukaryota, Metazoa, Chordata, Actinopteri, Mugiliformes, Mugilidae. The record is from RefSeq and is a predicted model, not a curated record.
UUGGGCCAACUGAAUUUAAGUAGAACUGGCAAACCUGGCAUCGCCAUCAGACAGAAGGAGAGAGAAUCAAACAUGAGUUUAACCGACAAAGACAAGGCUGCCGUCAAGGCCCUCUGGGCCAAAAUCUCCAAGUCCUCAGAUGCCAUUGGUACCGAUGCUCUGGGCAGGAUGCUCUGCGUGUACCCGCAAACCAAAACCUACUUCGCCCACUGGCCGGAAAUGGGCCUCGGCUCUGCCCCCGUGAAGGCCCACGCGAAGAAGGUGAUGGGUGGAGUCGCUGUGGCCGUCUCGAAGAUCGACAGCCUGAGCAGCAGCCUGCUGGAUCUGAGCGAGAAGCACGCCUUCAAGAUGAGAGUGGACCCGGCCAACUUCAAGAUCCUGUCCCACUGCAUCAUGGUGGUGAUCGCCGCUAUGUUCCCAGAUGAGUUCACCCCGGAGGCCCACGUCGCCACGGACAAGUUCCUGACCUGCCUGGCUCUGGCUCUCGCCGAGAGAUACCGUUGAGCUGUCCGCAGUGUACCGCACAUGAGCACGUAACUCGUGGGUGGUUGAGGAAAAAAAAUAUAUAUAUAUAAAAUCAUGAUGAUUAUAAUGGGAGAAUAAAGUGCAUGUCGCCCAAACACGA